Leptidea sinapis is the source of this 1171-nucleotide messenger RNA. It is a transcript of the gene sni, whose product is annotated as C-factor. Lineage: Eukaryota; Metazoa; Arthropoda; Insecta; Lepidoptera; Pieridae. The record is from RefSeq and is a predicted model, not a curated record. Bases 109 to 843 code for a protein of 244 amino acids. The transcript has 5 exons.
CAGAUAGAUACAGUACGAAAUAAUCAAAGGUCAAAAAGCAGACUGCAGACAGUUUUAACCAAAUCACUAUUAUUUCUCGUCUUUUCAGUCCAAUAAAAGUGUUUCACAAUGAAUACUGUAUUAAUUACUGGAGCAAACAGAGGCCUCGGUCUCGGAAUGGUUAAAUUUCUAAUAGAAAACAAAAAGGCCGGAAAUAUUUUCGCAACCUGCCGUAAAACCUCCGAGGAGCUGAAAUCUUUGUCUGAAGUGCAUGAUAAUUUACACAUCUUAAAUUUAGAUGUCACAAACACGGCGCAAUACAACGAUAUUGCCGAGCAGGUAUCUAAGAUAUCAGGAGAGCAGGGCCUAAACCUGCUCAUAAACAAUGCUGGAAUCACCACCAAAUUCACUAAACUAAAUUUGGUGAAACCUGAGCAGUUGAUGGAGAACUUCACGAUUAACACCGUUGCGCCGAUACUACUCACGAAGACACUUGUUCCUCUGCUCAAGAAGGCAGCUGAAACCAAUAGCGACAAGACUAUGGGGGUGGACAAAGCAGUUGUAAUUAAUAUGAGUUCCAUAUUGGGUUCCAUCGCUCAGAAUGACCAAGGCGGUUUUUACCCGUACCGAUGCUCCAAGGCAGCGCUAAAUGCAGCAACAAAAUCUAUGAGCAUUGAUUUGAAGAAAGAACAGAUAUUAGUAGCCUCUAUGCAUCCCGGUUGGGUGAAAACAGAUAUGGGAGGCAAAAACGCGCCGCUAGAUGUCGCCACGAGCGUAAGAGGAAUCUUCGAUACGAUUGGAAAACUGCGCGAGGAAGACAAUGGAAAAUUCUUUCAGUAUGAUGGUUCCGAACUGCCGUGGUAACAAUCUUUAGGAAGCGGCUAAAUUUAGUUAUUAAUGAGUACCUACGCUAAGUCUAAGUGCCUUUUUAAACUCCCGGUUUCCGGGUUAUCCUGUGCAGACACUUCGACUGAUAUCCAACGCACUCGGAUCCGGUACGCGCUCAGCGACUGCAUGGAUAUACGCCAGUCUGCAUUUAUAUGAGAACUAACGCAUAAUGUUACGUAACGCCCAUACACGCAGCCUGAAACUACCUACGGCACCGGCAACGAAUUAAAUAACAUGUCACAAUUUUUAUAUGAGGAGGUCUAUCACUAUUGUGAUACCCGAAUAAAGUUUUUUUUAUGCAAAA